Colletotrichum graminicola M1.001 is the source of this 1182-nucleotide messenger RNA. RefSeq names its product O-methyltransferase. NCBI's taxonomy places the organism in Eukaryota, Fungi, Ascomycota, Sordariomycetes, Glomerellales, Glomerellaceae. Gene Ontology annotation, molecular function: O-methyltransferase activity. The record is from RefSeq and is a predicted model, not a curated record. The coding region runs from base 1 to 1182 and encodes 393 amino acids. The transcript is spliced from 2 exons.
AUGACCACCGCGGACGAGUUGAUAGCGAGUCUCCAAGACAUCCAGAGCGACGCCUUCACGGACAAGGCGGAGCGGAUACGCGCGCGGGACGCCCUGUACGACGCCCUGCGCAGGGUCCAGACGCCGUGGGACAUUGCAUGGGACCAUGUCAUUGUCAAGGGCGCCGGCAACGCCGCCAUCAAGACGCUCAUUGACGCCGGUGCCUUCAAAAAGUGGCACGAGGCUGGAGGCGAGCCCAUCACCUGCGACGAGCUCGCAGCGCUCACCGGCGCCGACACUCUCCUCAUACGACGGUUAAUGCGAGCCAUAGCGGGCCAGCGGCUCGUCAUCGAGACCGAUGUCGACACGUACGCGCGCACGCCCUGGGCGCGGGCCCUCGGCGAGGACGCCCCGUUGCCGGCCAUGUACGGCGGCUUUUACGGCGAGCUUACCAACCCCCUGUUCCGCAGCCUGCCGUACUUCCUCAAGGAGACGGGGUACCGGAACCCGACGGACCGGAACAACUGUAACUUCCAGCGCUGGCGGGGCGACCCGGAUGCCGUCUUCUUCCGGUACGUCGGCACCAACCCGCUGCUGACGUCCGACUUCAAUGACGCCAUGGAGUGCCACUCGCGCGACAACCUCACGGCCUGGCCCGAGGUGUACCCCACAGAACGGCUCGUCGAGGGCGCGCACCCGUGCCGGGCGAUGGUGGUGGACAUCGGCGGCGGCAAGGGCCACGACCUGAAGAAGUUCCAUCUCCAGCACCCGCAGGUCCCCGCGCGGGACCUGAUCCUUCAGGACCUCCCCGACAUCCUGAAGGAAAUCGGGCCGGACCCGGCCUUCACGGUGCAGCAGUACGACUUCUUCACGCCGCAGCCCAUCCGCGGGGCGCGGGCGUACUUCUUCCACAACGUCCUGCACGACUGGCCGGACCCGACGGCCGUGGAGGUUCUGAAGACCGUCGCCGAGGCAAUGGAGAGGGGGUACUCGAGGCUGCUGAUCCACGAGAGCCUCAUCAACGAGAAGGAGCCGCUGUGCAAGGUGACGGCGACGGAUAUCAUAAUGAUGGCAGCGCUGGCGUCGGCGGAGAGGACGGAAAAGCAGUGGUGCGACCUGAUUGCGAGCGCGGGCUUGAGGGUGGUGAAGAUUUGGAGGCCCGCGCAGGCGGUCGAAAGCGUUAUUGAGGCGGAACUGGCGUAA